AUGCACUCAAAUCUCGUUUUUUCUUUAAAGGAUGAUCGCGUCGAGAAAUGGGAAAUCGUUGACGAAAUUCCCGACGAAUGCAAAUGUCGAUCGAAUAUGACUGGAAAAAUUCACAAUUUCUGCUAUUCGCUUCCGGAAAAUCCGCGAACACGUGGCAAACCGUUCGAUUGCAAAUGGGUGUCGGAAAUUGAACAAAUUGACGCCAUCCAUCGGGGAAAUUAUAUCGAUUUGAAGACUCAGAAUAUUAGCGAACCGGUGUUUGUCACCGCAUUUUCGGUGAAAUUCGAGAAAAAUGGGAGACGAGUGAUUCAUUCGAUUCGGAAACUCGGGUUUAGGAAUAAAAUUAUUGUCUAUAAUUUGGGCAUCUCAGAGAAGGAAAUGAAGCUUUUGAAGCGUGGUUGCAAUGUUGAAGUUCGCCACUUUCCAUUUGAAAAAUAUCCGCGGACCUUUAAAAGCUUGUCGUUUUUCAAAUGGAAACCAAUUAUUAUUGCCCAAACGACGGCCGAAUUUGGCGCAGUUUGGUACAUGGACACUUCGGUGAUUUUGACGAAAAAUGACACAUCCCAUGUGUUAUCGCUUCUCACUUGCCAUCAAAAUGUGCAUUCUCCGCCAACAAUUCCGCCAAGUGAAUAUCGCGAUCGUAGGGAGAGAACGCGAAAACAUGAAGACGGAUGGGAUAUCAACGUGUGGGAGGAAAAUCGUCGAGAAUGUGCAAAAAGUUCCUAUCUUCUCCACGGCUACAGCGGUCAUGGGAUUUUCUCGGCAACACAUCCAAAAGUGUUUGACUAUUUUCCAACCAAUUUCGACGAAAUAAAAAAGGAAAAAGCGAAAAUGUAUGAAGCGGGAUUCGUUUUUUCGGUGAGAACCGAAGACACAAUGCAAAAUAUUCUCAAAUGGUAUGUCCUUUGUGCCUUAACCGACGAGUGUAUGAAUCCAAUUGGUUCGAAGCAUUUAUGCCUUUUUAAAAACGAUCGAUUCUCGCAAUCCGCCAAUUGUCAUAGAUAUGACCAAUCAAUUAUAAAUAUUGUUUUGGCCAAUAAAUUCGGAUACGAUCGGCAUUAUUAUUCCAGCGAAAUUGUCGAUUUCUUUGAAAUUAAACGAGAACUUUCAAUGCAAACGUAUAGUAUCGAAUGCGUUUCUAACUCAAAUUAA
This is a messenger RNA of Caenorhabditis bovis, 1152 nucleotides long. NCBI's taxonomy places the organism in Eukaryota, Metazoa, Nematoda, Chromadorea, Rhabditida, Rhabditidae. The record is from the annotation of a GenBank genome assembly.